AUGAAUCAUCCAACUACUCCGCAACACCAAAAAGAGGAUUUCCGCACUUUUAUCACAAGAGUGAACGUCAAAUUUGGUCUCGAGAUUCCCCUCCCUGGAAUUGAGUCCCCCUCGGCCAGAGAGAGAAAUACCAGCCUCCCGAGUCAGAUCUACAAGCAUAUCCGCCCGCUGUUCUUCAAUAACAAGGUCGACAAGAAAAGCCUAAUUGGCAAUCUCGAGGAAUGGGUCCGCGGGAACCUGCCGUUAGCCGGCCAGAGCCAUGUCCAGAACCAUGUCUAUCAAACCAACGCAGAUCGCCGGGCAAGCCAACGCCAUCACAGCGAGGAACCCGCGCUCCCUCUCUCGCUCACCGGCCCUGAGAAGGAUAUGUGCAUGAAGCAGCUGCUAGCGCUCAUGGAAGACGAAGAAUAUUUUUUGGCAAAUGGUCGCGUUGUAAACACCAAAAAAAGGUUAGCCGCUAAUUCUUUUGGAGAUGCCAAGGGCUUAUCACCAAAGAAACAAAGGUUUGAUGAUGAAGAUGAAGACGAAAACUUCCACACCGCACCGAAUUCCCACGUGAAAGGAUCUGUGCUAGCUCAGUCCCCUUUGGGAAAGAAUGGGGAUGGAGGUUUACAAUUUCCCGAGAUGGUGCAGGCUGCCUUUCGAGGGCCCCGGAGGAAUUCUGGGACCGUGAACUUGCCAGUCAAUAGUCAUCGAGCAAUUCAGUCUCUUGUACAGCCGUCGAUGGGAAUUGCGUCGCCAGCAAAAAGUCAAGUUCACCGGUCGCCCGGAAGGAACAAUAGACCCAUUCAGUCGCCUGGGAAUAACAAAGAGGACUUCCCUUCCCCGGCGAAGUAUUCGGCGACCUUUCCUCCGCCAGCAAAGGGACAACCAGCACAGGGCCAAGGGUAUAACCAAUCGCCCCCUCGGAAAGUGGUCACUAAAUCAUCAUCCAAGCCUCAAGGCAAUGUUCCCCCUCGGACGAGAAAUUCGACGAGCACUUCGUCGCCAGCGAAAUCUCCAGGGAAUGCCCAAUCACUCGCGAAGAACCAAGGAUCUGUCCGAUCGCCCUCCAAAACCCCGAAAUCGGUCAAAUCACCCUUCCAAUCGCCGUUGAAACAAAUGGAUCUUCGAUCGUUUGGCUUUGGCAACAGCUUCAGUAAAGAAACUUCUCCUGCUCAGGAAGAUGUUGAGUUCAAAAAGCCUACUUUAUUUGAAAAGCUUAGCGCGGCAUCCAAUGAAUCGAAGCGCAACAAUAUGACACAGUCAGCCAAUAAUAGCUUUUCAACGACGAUCACUCCGUCGGUCUUUAUGUCUCGCGAUCCUAGCAUGGGGCAAUCGUUUGAUUCGGUCAUGACAGAAAUGACCGAGCCAAUGGAUACCCAGUCAACCUAUGCAGACUCGGUGGUCGGGUACAUGGCUAGCGACGAGAUGCAAAGAAGCGUGGACGCUGCUGCUAUCUCCAUGAUGGUAAAUGCUGACCCCGCUGAAACGGAGUAUUCCCUCAAACAGGAGUUUAUUGGUGAGCUCCUGUCCUACGGUCCUUUUUCAAGGGAAGAAUCCUUCUCGGCGUCAAUUCCAUUGAGAUUCCGAUAUGAGCUGGAGCGCAUUGCACGUGCGUGGGGAAUUCCCUUCAAACAAAUACUCGUUGGCGACCGUGUUACGUUCAACACUCAAGAUGAUUUCUGGUCAUGGGUCAGCGGGCUUGGUCGACGUUAUGGUCAUCCGUUGCCAGGGAGAUCGCCGCGCCGCGCCUGGGAUGCUGCUAUUGGUGAUUUCAAAUCCGAUAAGCACUCAGAGGUGGUGGUACUUUCAGGAGACUUGGACUGGUGUGACGAGUCCGAGCCGGGUAUUUUCAAAUUAAGACUCAACCCCCUCAAGCCAGAGCGGACGUGUCGAUUCCACCGAAGAUUUGGAUCGGAUAGAUUCCUGACUCUUACUGUUCCAGCCGCAGAUCGGCCUCCAAGCCAUCAGAAGCAACCUUCUUACCCAUCUGUCCUUCGCGAGAGUAUCGCUUCCUGGCUCACACGGAAUGAUCAUCGUUGCCUCGGGAGGACGUGGCGGGCUUUCUAUGUUGAAGAAGUAAAGACCAAGCGAAAAGCCAAGGGUGAGCCUCGGUUUCGGGUCGAGCUCUUCGCCAUUGAUGGCGAUGACUUUGAUCAUGGGCACCAGUUACCACCACUGGUGGCCCCUCCUCGACAGCAAAGUGACAACUAUACUCCGAUGAGUGUGGAUGCUUUGCUGGAAUGGCAUAUGCCCAAAACUGCGAAUGCGAAUCAAAGCAAUUGCAAGCUCUUCCAGCGUAUCUCUCUGGGCUUGUCGAAGACAUUUGCGACAGUUAAGUUAAAGCCAACGCAAGUGCUUCGUUUGAGAGACGAUCCAACCCGAACUGUCAUGAAUGACGGAUGUGCUUUGAUAUCGAGGACUCUUGCGAACCAAAUUUGUGAUCAACUGGGCAUAACCACCGCCACCCCCAGUUGCUUCCAGGGCAGAAUAGCAGGCGCUAAGGGCCUCUGGAUGGUUGAUUGCCACCAAUCUAGUAUCGCUGCCAUAAGCGACGAUGGCAUCUGGAUUCAGAUCUCGGACUCGCAGUUGAAAAUACACCCUCAUCCACAGGAAUGGGUUGACUCGGUUGAUGAUGAGAAGUUGACCUUCGAAGUAGUCAACUGGGCUAAGCCAUUGCACCCUGUUGAUCUUAAUAUCCAGCUUCUUGCAAUUCUGGAAUUUGGAGGGAACGUGAAGGAGUAUAUUGCCAAGCUCACGCGUGACGGUGUGCAGAGUCUUUACGAUGACUUCCUUGAAGUUCUUCGAUCAAACAGUCCCGUGGUUUGUCGAGCACUGCUUCAGAAGCUCAGACCCACGGGCGAGGAUGGAACUGGCAAAGCACGACGAUUAGAGCACUGGCUUUGCGCCACGCGACUUUUUCCUCUCCGGAUGAAGAUCCGCCAGUAUUUGACAUGGCUUCUUGAGCGACAUGUCGAAGAGCUCAAAAUCCAGGUCCCUCUCUCAACCUAUGCUUACUGCAUUGCGGACCCGUAUGGAGUUCUCGGACCGGACGAAGUUCACUUUGGCUUCUCUAACAACUGGCGGGAUCCACAGGGCCAGUUUGAAGACAACCUCCUGGAUGGGAUUGAUGUUCUCGUGGGCCGACUGCCAGCCCAUUUACCGUCCGAUAUCCAACGGCGCAGAGCUGUAUGGAAGACUGAACUGCGUCAUUUUAAAGAUGUGAUUGUGUUUCCCACCACAGGAAAUUUUCCUCUAGCCGGUAUGCUAUCCGGGGGAGAUUACGAUGGUGACACGCCGUGGAUCUGCUGGGAUCCAAUGAUUGUAGAGAUAUUCCACAAUUCCCCAAUGCCCUCACAUGAAUAUCCUGCAGAGCAUUACGGGCUCACGAAACACUCCGUCCCAAUGGCUUCGCUGGAAUCGACGGAAGACUUUUUGGAAAGUGUGUUCGAUUUCAACCUCAACCUUUCAAACCUGGGUCGAUGUACUGUCGAGCAUGAGAAACUAGCAUACGAUGAGUCAGUCGACUCUUCGAAAGCGAAAGAGCUGGCCUGUCUCUUAGGUCAUCUCGUGGAUGGCCGGAAAGGUGGAGUUCAUCUUUCAGAGCAAGCCUGGAAAGAAUACCGCAAAACCAUCAGCCCUAAGCAACGUGCGCUUCCUGCGUAUCGGAACCCAGAGCGCAAGUCCAAAUCGUCGAACAUUGUCGACUACCUCAAGUUUAACGUCGCACAGUCGGAGCUUCGCAGAAUUCUCUCGGGUCUCAAUGAGGCGUUCCCCGAGAACGAUAUCCAAAAUCAGCUCGACGAUGACCUCAUUCGUCCAUGGAAUGAAGCCGAUGAAGCAUCGAAGAGCAAGUGUGAGCACAGUCAAGAAUUAAAAGACGCCCUCGGUGAAGUUCGACGCUCGAUAGACGAGCUAUACAAGCAGUGGAACCAAGGACACUCUGCUUCUACCGGCGACGAAUUCUCUGCCAUAUCACGUCAGGCUGUUGAGAGUGUGGGUGCACUCCUUCCUCCCCAGGCGGGCAGACAUCCGCUCAUCCACACGUGGCAAAACAGCCGCAAUGAAUGGCGACAGUUGGUAGCUUCGUAUGCCUACCGUCGAUGUCCAAAUUCACGGUUUAUCCUUCACGCUUUUGGCGAGACAUUGUGCGAAAUCAAGGCCUCCGUCUCGCCAUCCCGCCUUAUCACUAAUGAGGUGAUCGCCUGCUACCGAGUGAAUCAGAAAAUGGUGGCACAUCUCACGGCCAAUGAAUUGCCUGGGGAUGAGGCCGACAAUGCAGACGAGUAUGAAGACGGAGAAGCCAUUGAAGCUAUGCUAUCCUUUUAG
Penicillium samsonianum is the source of this 4311-nucleotide messenger RNA. RefSeq names its product RNA-dependent RNA polymerase eukaryotic-type. Gene Ontology annotation, biological process: siRNA processing. The record is from RefSeq and is a predicted model, not a curated record. Bases 1 to 4311 code for a protein of 1436 amino acids. NCBI's taxonomy places the organism in Eukaryota, Fungi, Ascomycota, Eurotiomycetes, Eurotiales, Aspergillaceae. The transcript has 2 exons. Gene Ontology annotation, cellular component: nuclear RNA-directed RNA polymerase complex. Gene Ontology annotation, molecular function: RNA-directed RNA polymerase activity.